Molecule: messenger RNA, 4636 nt
Organism: Lotus japonicus
Lineage: Eukaryota; Viridiplantae; Streptophyta; Magnoliopsida; Fabales; Fabaceae
Exons: 15
Coding region: 353-4267 (1304 amino acids)
Source: RefSeq, a predicted model, not a curated record
GAUGGGUAAAAGAGUAAAAUGAAGUUGGACCAAUUGUUGUCGAUCAUUGAUCAAAACACCGUACUCGUCGUCGUCGUCGUCGUUCUCCUCCUCCUCCUCCACCUUCGUUUCGCUUCGUACGAAUUUGCAGCUCCGAUUCACCGUCACGCAACUCAAACAACCUCCUUCAAAAAAUUCAAACCACCCUCUGAUUCUUCCCAUUCCCAGUAACACUCUCUCUUCAUUGCAAGAUUCAAGGGGCGUUGUUUUUGUAAUUUAGAUUUGCCCUCUAUGUGCUAUAGUUCCACAUCUUUGUCAUGCGCCACCCUCUGUUCUGUAUUUUCGACUCAAAGGAUGUUUGGGAACUAGUCAAAUGGCAACAUCUAGCAAGUUUGAUCCAUCUUCCAGUAGCCCAGAUAGACUAUUGUACACUGGGCAGCGUGGAUCCCACAUAGCUUCUUCAUUAGAUAGAUCAGGUAGCUUUCGUGAAAGUAUGGAAAAUCCAAUUCUGUCUUCUCUUCCCAAUAUGUUAAGAAACAGUUCUUCAGGAACACAUGAAGAUGUUGAGAACUUCUUCAAUUAUGUCCAUUUUGAUCCAAAGUUGUUAGUGCUGGACCAUAAGUCUAAUCGUCAAAUGGAUUAUAAGCGACUUGUUUACUCCGCUAUUGGAAUUUCACCUGAUGAAUCUUUAUCUAGUUCUGCAAAAGCCAAGCUAGUGCCAUCCCUGGUACCAGAAGACAUCAAGCGACUCAAGGAGAGUUUGUAUGCAAGCAAUGUGAAGGCGAGGGAACGUGUUAAAAUGUUCAGUGAGGCCUUAUCUGUAUUCCACCAAGUUUUCCCAACUACAACUUCAAAGAAGAGAUCUCGAGCUGAAGGCUUUUCUAAUGAUCGUUCUAGUAUCAUGUCUGGGGAUCGAUCAGUCUUGGGGCCAAGCAUGGGUAAGGUUGGAGUUCAAGGUCAUCCUGUCACAGGUGGUUUUGAACAUGAGCCGCAGAAGUCGGAAGAACGGACCAAAAAUCUUGUUACAAAUAAACGCACUCGAACUUCUAUGGUGGAUGUAAGGAUGGAUGUGCGGACUAAUUCACUUGUCAGGCCAUCGGGGACUAUUGAUAGAGAUAAGGAAAAGCCACGGGUUCCCAAUAGUGGUAUCCUUCAGAGUGAAGAACGGACCUUACCUAUUGGCGGUGAUGGUUGGGAAAAGUCAAAAAUGAAAAAGAAGCGCUCUUGCAUCAAACUAGAUGGUUCUCCAAGUACAACAUUGACUAAACCUGUUAAUGGUUUACAGGAAGCUAAACAGGGAAUGCAACAAAGAAUUGCCACUGAUUCUCGGUCCAAAUUGAGUAAUGAUUCUCAUUCCUUUAGGCCAGGAGUUUCUAAUGGAACUACUGGAGCUGGUAAAUCAGAUGGUAUCUCUCAACCGACAGGAUUGGGUAUACGUGUCUCUACCCCUAGGAACGACCAAGAUAAUAAUUCCCUUGUCAAUGAUAGGCGGGGCCGUCCUGCUAGUUCAGACAAGGAAAAGGUGAACUUCAGAGCUGUUAACAAGGCAACUGUUCGUGAUGAAUUUAAUUCAGCUAGCCCUACCUCAAAUACAAAGAUGAAUACCGCUAUUCGGGCUCCAAGAUCGGGCUCAGGAGUUGCCCCUAAGUUGUCACCAGUUGUCCAUAGAACAGCUGUUCCUAAUGAUUGGGAGCUGGCUCAUUGCGCCACAAAACCCCCUCCUAGUGUUGGUACUAACAAUCGCAAACGAGUUGCAUCAGCACCGUCAUCUUCCCCCCCGGUUGUCCCUUGGCAGAGGCCGCAAAAGAGCUCUCGUACUGCCAGAAGAACGAAUUUUGUGCCCAUUGUUUCAAACAAUGAUGAAGCUCCUGCUUUGGAUGCUGUCUCUGAUGUGGCUGGUAAUGAUCUUGGGUUAGGAUUUGCCAGACGCCUGACUGGUAGUUCUCCUCAGCGAAUUAAAGUAAAAGGUGAACCCUCACCUUCAGCUGCAUUAUCUGAAAGUGAAGAGUCAGGGCAGGCUGAGGUUAAACCAAAAGAAAAGGGCAGGAAAGUGGAAGAAACCGAUCAGAAAUCUGGAUUAAAUGUUCCAAAGGCCUCCAACUUAGCAUUGACAACAAGAAAUAAGCUUGCUUCGGGGGAAGAACAUGGAGAUGGUAUUCGGAGGCAAGGGAGGACAGGACGUGGUCUUACAAGGUCAUUGAUGCCAAUGUCAUCUGAGAAGCUUGGAAAUGUAGGAACUGCAAAACAACUUAGAAGUGCAAGACAAGGAUCUGAGAAGAAUGAAAGCAAGACUGGUCGUCCCCCAACCAGGAAACUUUCUGAUCGAAAGGCAUAUUCACGUCAAAAGCCUACUGCUAUUAAUGCGGCAGCAGACUAUUUUGUUGGAUCAGAAGAUGGACACGAAGAGCUAUUGGCUGCUGUUAAGGGUGUUAUCAACUCUAAUCAUACAUUCCCCACCCCAUUUUGGAAGCGGAUGGAGCCUUUCUUCAGUUUGAUAUCUGAGGAGGACAUCAUUUACUGGAAGCAAAAGGUAAAUCUUGAAUCAAGCUCACUGGCACCAACUCCAGUUCCUUCAAAUAUGGAUAUGGGUUGUGAAACCAUUGUUAAUGGAUAUGGGUUGUUUGGCUGCAAAAGAGAUGCUUGGCCUGAAGCUCCAUGGAGUGCUACAUUGACUACAGAACAGUUACAACUUUCCAAGAGAGAUCAUAAUGUGAUUCCACUCUGUCAAAGGGUUUUAGCUGCUUUAAUCUCAGAGGAGGAUUGUAGUGGUGGAAAUGAAGAUUUCCUGUCUGAUGCUUAUGAUACUGAAUUUGAGCCUGAUGGGGAAUUGGAAAUGUGUGGUUUGGAUCAUCGCUCACGAACUAAUUUUGAGUUUGCUAGUCAUUCUGCUGAUAAUGGUUAUAGGAUUAUUAGGAAGCCAGAACAUGAUGAAACUGAAAAUAAUAUAAUUGAUAUCCGUCCUACUGGGUUGAAUUCCAGCUUUGGCAACUCAAUCAAUGGUUUUCUUCAUGAUAAAGCACUAAUGUCUGGCUUGGCCCGUUCAGAGUUGCAAUAUGAUAGCUUGGAUAUAAAUGAUAAGCUUCUCUUGGAGCUUCAAAGUAUUGGACUUGCCCCAGAACCAGUGCCUGAAAUGUUGCAAGCAGACGAUGAAGGAAUAUUGGAGGAUAUUACUAGGUUAGAGGAACUUUUCCAAGGACAGGUUUCCAAGAAGAAAGGCAUGCUGGAUGGAUUAUUGAAAUCUGCCUCAAUGGAAAAAGAACUUCAAGAAAAGGAAUUUGAUCAACGUGCUCUAGAAAAACUCGUUUUAAUGGCUUAUGAGAAAUACAUGGCUUGUUGGGGUCCUAGUCCCUCGGGUGGGAAAAAUUCAAGCAGCAGAAUGGCCAAGCAAGCUGCUUUGGGAUUUGUUAAACGUACAUUGGACCGGUGCCAUCAAUUUGAAGAUACAGGCAAGAGCUGCUUUAGUGAGCCGUUAUUCAAGGAUAUGUUCCUGACUGCUUCCUCCCAGCUUAGUAACGUUCGGCUAUCAGAUGGAAUGGAGACUGAAUCCUCAAAACCAUAUGCUUCUCCACUUCCUCUGGAAGCAAGAACAGUUUCAAUGGGUUCACAGCAGAGCCCAUCACAAUUUAUUCAGAAUAUGGAUAAUCAUGAUUUCAAUGCAUCAGACAUGCUUCCUGCUUUGAAUCAUUCCUCUGAACAAACUAUUGGAAAGGAAGAUAUUUGGUCUAGCAGGGUGAAAAAGAGGGAAUUGUUCCUUGAUGAUGUUGGUGGUACUCAUGGUACUUCAAGUGCUGCAGGUGUUGGAAGUUCUCUAACAAGCAGUGCAAAGGGGAAGAGGAGUGAUAGAGAUGGAAAGGGGCACAGCAGAGAGGUACUAUCCAGAAAUGGAACUACCAAAGUUGGUAGGCCAGCAUCAUCCAGUGCAAAGGGAGAAAGAAAAUCCAAGGCAAAGCCUAAGCAGAAAGCAACUCAGCAUUCUGUUUCUGUAAAUGGCCUCCUUGGCAAGCUACCAGAACAACCAAAACCAGAACGCCCUUCUGUUUCCAAGUCUAAUGAACUGUGUACUAACAGCACUGCCAAAGAAAAAGAUGAGUGUGGCAUGGGUGGGUUGGAUGAGCACGAGCCUAUUGAUUUGUCCAACCUGGCACUACCCGGAAUGGAUGACCUUACUGACCAAGGUCAGGAUCUUGGUUCAUGGUUGAAUAUUGAUGACGAUGCGUUACAAGAUCAUGACUUUAUGGGCCUUGAGAUUCCCAUGGAUGACCUUUCAGACUUGAAUAUGAUGGUUUGAAGCUACUGUCUUUGUAUAGUCCUGUUCAUUACACCAAUAACAAAGGAAACAGAGUACUUUUAAGAAAUGACUAGUUACAUAGGAUGCUGUUAUAGCUAAUCCUGUCCACAAUUAGGUUAUAUAGAUUCUUUGGUAGACUUUUCCCUCCAAGUUUUGAGUGACCUUUCCAGCUGUUUCGAGUUUUGCUCAUCUUGAAGUUCUUGACUUCCACUGUAAAGAUCUUUUUGUUCAAGGUACAAGUUAGUAUUCUUCCUAGUGAUUAUAUAUUAGCAAACACUAUGCUGGUUGUAGCUCUUACAAACCAGAGAACAAGGCCUCUUGUACAUACAUUUAAUAUUUCUAAUAAAAACAGCUUUUCAUUUGCUGAAA